GACGCCUGGGGCCGCGAGAAGCAACAACCAGUCCUCCUCUCCGUCUCCCUCUCAUUCCGUCAAGGCUUCGACACGGCCGCGAACCAGGAUGCCCUCGACGAAAGCACCAUGCACUACGGCCUGCUCUCCAAAAACCUGCGCUCCCUAAAACCUGUCCAAGAAUGGGAGACUUUGGAUAACUUGGCCCACCGCAUACAUCAAACCAUCCUCGAGACUCCGCCCGGUGCCGCUCUGAUCCAAUCCUGUCAGAUUGAGAUUAAGCUGCCCAAAGCGAGUUUGCUGGGUGAUUAUGUCAAUUAUGUUUAUUUUGUCGAGGAUGAGGAAGAUACUGGUAGAGUGUUGCAUCUAUCUCGUGUCUUUAUCCCUACCUUGAUCGGCGUCAACGACAACGAGAGAACUGCAAAGCAGAAGCUGUUCGUCAGUGUGUGGAUAGACAGGAUCCAGGCAGAUGACUCCGAGUCAUAUACUGAACUCGAGAGAAUUCUUACACAGGCUAUUGAACCCACAGAUUUUGAAACACUAGAGUCGUUGGCCAUCUAUGUGCUCAAGGUCCUGAAGAUGAACUACGCUCCUCUGCAAUCGCGAGAGACAAGUGUUCGUCUGAGACUGGAGAAGCCUCAAGCCGUCCCUCACGCCUCGGCUCCUAUCAUCGAGAUUGUGAGG
Aureobasidium namibiae CBS 147.97 is the source of this 663-nucleotide messenger RNA. RefSeq lists its product as uncharacterized. The annotation marks the transcript as partial. The transcript has 2 exons. NCBI's taxonomy places the organism in Eukaryota, Fungi, Ascomycota, Dothideomycetes, Dothideales, Saccotheciaceae. Gene Ontology annotation, molecular function: dihydroneopterin aldolase activity. Gene Ontology annotation, biological process: folic acid-containing compound metabolic process. The record is from RefSeq and is a predicted model, not a curated record.